Messenger RNA from Dreissena polymorpha, 6708 nucleotides. RefSeq names its product poly [ADP-ribose] polymerase tankyrase-like. The transcript is spliced from 10 exons. The record is from RefSeq and is a predicted model, not a curated record. NCBI's taxonomy places the organism in Eukaryota, Metazoa, Mollusca, Bivalvia, Myida, Dreissenidae. Gene Ontology annotation, cellular component: nucleus. Gene Ontology annotation, biological process: positive regulation of transcription by RNA polymerase II. Bases 162 to 1277 code for a protein of 371 amino acids. Gene Ontology annotation, molecular function: transcription cis-regulatory region binding; protein binding.
CCAAAAUAACUUUUUUGCAACAAACUGCUACUAAGAAGCAUCCUCAGCAAAAAGAAAAUAGGUGGCUAGAAAAGACGAACAUAUAUUGUGUGGUUAAACUAUUCAAAAAAGUUUCUUUAUUUUGAUACCAGUCAUUGCAUGCUGGUAACCAGUGACCAACAAUGACCUCCAAAAAAGUAAGCGAGAUGUCGGUGGAAGAGCUGGAAAAGUACAGUCACACUCCUAGCACGGAACUCUCCAUAAUGGUGGGAAGGGCAAAAGAAAGAGGCGAGUAUGGAACGCUGAAAGAUUUUCUGCAGAAGUUGUCAGAGCAGAAUCCAGCCAAGAUCCAUGAUGUGGACUCUGCUGGGAUGACUGCUCUCCACUGUGCUGUGGCAUAUUCUUCAUUGCCUGCUGUGAUAUUAUUACUGAAGUAUGGUGCACACGUCAAUGCAAAAGAUGAUCUGGGAUUUACUCCCUUGUUUCUUGCCACAGGCCGCUAUGCCAAUCUUGAUAUUGCUGGGCACCUCAUCAAGGAGGGUAAGGCUGACAUCAACACCAGAACCAAGGCUGGGGCAACAGCCCUUCAUGGGGCAGUGUUGAUGGGAAAGAAAGACUGUGUAGAGGUACUGUUGAAGCAUGGCGCAGACCCCAGGUUGGAGGAUGAUGAUGGCACCACUCCGUUUGAUCUCACCAAGGACAAGAAACUGCUGUCCAUUCUGCAUGAGCACAUUGCUGAGUUAGACAAGCAACGGGAAGAAUCUGGGGCCAAGUGUGCAAACUGUGGCAAGGUCGGCAGUGAGAUGAAGCGUUGCUCUCAGUGUCACACAGCCCUUUACUGCAACAAGGACUGUCAGAUCAAACACUGGACUGCAGGGCAUAAACAAGACUGCCUAGGAUUUGUCACAGCUAAGUCGACUAUAAAGAAUGGCAAGAUUGACGAUACUCAGAUGUGCUUUUAUCACGUGCUUGGCUCUACAAAGAAAAACGUUAAAAUGUAUUGCCGAAAACCAACUGAGGCUAUGGAGAAAAUGGAUAUUCUACAAAACAAACGUUUUAUUGUGAAAGUGCAGGUCCCUAUAGGUGUGAAUGGCGGUGAUAUGAUGGUGUAUAAUGUGGACCGCUCUUGCCAGGGAUUCAUUCAUAAUACUGAGAAAGAUUAUGGUAAGCUGUUGACAAGAAUCAGUAAGGAGGGGUACAUGGGGAUCAAGGCCUAUUUUUGGGCAGAAAUAUGUAAUACACACACAGGCGAUUUCAAAGUAUUCCAUAGCAAGACUGCCCCCUUUCAGGAAUGGUGAAAUCCAGAACAGCUCAGCUCUAAAUGUGGCUUGUCGGUCAGUUGUGAUGGAGUUUCAGAAGCAGCACAGAUUUCAGAUUAGAAUGGUUUCAGAAACAAUACGUUGCUUCUUCAAAUCAAUGAAACAAAAACUUAAAGAGUAGGCGGAUUUGUAGUGCAAUUUAUGAAUAUUUGCAGUGCUGUUAGAACAGAAAAAGCUCAAUACUUAUCUUUGUCUUAAGUGAAAAGGGUAGGAUCGUUAACACAGAAUUGGGGCUCCUUUUAUUGAAAACCUAAUCAAAUUUAAGUAACAACUAAAUGUGUUGCUCACAACAAUCUACAGAUAUUGUCAACUUGCUGAUCAUAAAUGUUUGAGCAGAGCAAUGGUGUAGGUUCAUUUAUUGUUCCCUACCAGUGAAACCGGAGGGGACUUAUGGUUUGACUCUGAGCUUCAGUCUGUCCGUCACACUUUUCUGGAUCCUGCGAUAACUAUAUAAAUUCUUCAUAUUUUUUCAUUAAACUUGAAACAUGGACAGAAGGCAGUAUGGAGAUUAUGCACGUCAUUUAAUUCUGCUCCUACGUCAAGAAUUCUGGUAGCUAUGGCAACAAAUAUAUAAAAAGAAAAUAUAAAAAAAAAAUCUGAAAAUAGUGGAGUUUCACCGGUAGGGGACAUCAUUGCUUGGCAAUAGUCUUGUAUUUGUUGACAUGAAAUUUUGUGGACUCACAAAAUCCGGCAUUCUUGUUUGAUCUUUAGUUAUUGAAUUAUUUCUAUAAUGCGUGUGUGACAUAUGACUGCGGACCAAGUUUGUUAGACAUUUGAUUUUGUGUUAUAAAUGGAUCCACAAGUAUCCAAGAAAAUUAGUGUGAGACGAAUAAUAUCUUCUUAAAAAUAUCCUUGUGCCAUUUGUUUGUAAUACAAUCUUUAAUAAGACUGGCCCCAGGUAUUCAUGUCAAAAUCUACGCAAUAUUGCGCUAUCUUCAUGUUGUGGAUUUUUGUAGGUAGGUUUGUGUAUAUCUAAUUGAUCUCAUGUGAUUCAUUUGACUAUUUGAUGAAUAUGUUACAAGUUAUUUAUAAAUGUGUUUGCUUUGAUUCUAGGCAUUUAACCAAAGUUGGAAUAUGAUAUUCAGCACAAGAAUAAUAUUUUUUAUGAUCCCUGCACUAAAAAACUCCAAUUGAUUGUGCAUUAACAAUCUUUUGUUGCUAAAAGUGCACAGUUUAGGGCUUGUGCUGCCUAACCCAGACUUGGCAAUCAGUUGAAUAUCUUAUGAACUUUUGCUCAAAAAUAUAAAUCCAGAUUAUGUGCAAUUAUUACACAAAAUAUAAAAUAUUAGUCCCUUUGUAAAAUGUAGUGUGAGGGUAAGAGUGUGUGUAUGCUGUCAUUUGAAAUUAUUAAGGUUAUGUGAAAUGUUCAGAAGUAUGCUUGAAGGAUACUUUUUAAGUGCUUAAGUUAACCACCAGUAGUUUAACACAAAUAUUGGAAAGAUUAGAUUGUGUAAAUAAGAAAACUUUUAAUUUAUGUAUUUCAAUACAUAAAUUUGAUUUAAUAUUUAUUGCAGAUAAGAAUGUGCCAUGGUGCAUCAUACAUCAUAUAAAUGUUAAUGACAUCAAAACUAUUACAUUUUCAUUACAGGCAGGCAUGUUCUUGUUAGUCAUCAUAUACCCACACAACUAUUUGUUGCUAAAAUAGUGCACUCAUAAAAUUGUGUGCAUGCUAAACAUGAGAAUUUUUUGUAUGCUUCAACUUUUUAUGCCCCCGGUAGGGUGGCAUAUAGCAGUUGAACUGUUCGUCAGUAUGUCAGUCAGUCUGUCCGUCUGUCUGAAAAAACUUUAACAUUGGCCAUAACUUUUUCACUAUUGAAGAUAGCAACUUGAUAUUUGGCAUGCAUGUGUAUCUCAUGGAGCUUCACAUUUUGAGUGGUUAAAGGUGAAGGUCAAGGUCAUCCUUCAAGGUCAAAUAUCAAAUAUAUGGCGUCUGUCCGUCCGAAAACUUUAACAUUGGCCAUAACUUUUUCAAUAUUGAAGAUAGCAACUUGAUAUUUGGCAUGCAUGUGCAUCUCACGGAGCUGCACAUUUUGAAUGGUGAAAGGUGAAGGUCAAGAUCAUCCUUCAAGGUCAAAUGCCUAAUAUAUAGCGUCUGUCCGUCCGUCCAAAAACUUUAACAUUGGCCAUCACUUUUUCACUAUUGAAGAUAGCAACUUGAUAUUUGGCAUGUCUGUAUAUCUCAUGGAGCUGAACAUUUUGAGUGGUGAAAGGUGAAGGUCAUCCUUCAAGGUCAAAUGUCAAAUAUAUGGCGUCUGUCCGUCCGAAAACUUUAACAUUGGCCAUAACUUUUUUAAUAUUGAAGAUAGCAACUUGAUAUUUGGCAUGCAUGUGUAUCUCAUGAAGCUGCACAUUUUGAGUGGUGGAAGUUCAAGGUCAUCCUUUAAGGUCAAAGGUCAAAAAAAAAUCAAAGCGGUGUUCUCAUGAAGCUGCACAUUUUGAGUGGUGGAAGUUCAAGGUCAAGGUCAACCUUCAAGGUCAAAGUUCAAAAAAAAUAUUUUUAUUUCAAAGCGGCAUUCUCAUGAAGCUGCACACUUUGAGUGGUGGAAGUUCAAGUUCAAGGUCAUCCUUCAAGGUCAAAAAAUAUAUAAAUUCAAAGCGAUGUUUUCAUAAGGCUGCACAUUUUGAGUGGUGGAAGUUCAAGGUCAUCCUUCAAGGUCAAAGGUAAAAAAAAAAUACUUUUUUUUUUCAAAGCGGUGCAAUUGGGGGCAUUGUGUUUCUGACGAACACAUCUCUUGUUUGUCAUGUUACUUUUUCUGUGGUACACAAUUGCAUACAUAUCAAUUUGUGCGAAACAGUGCCAUACGCCAUUUGAGCUUAAGUUCAUGUGACAAUUUUGUCGAGCCAUUUGCUGAAAGGUCAUUGAAGCAGUAUCAAUGGUCGAUUGUACGUGUAUGUGUAUUUGUGCAUGUAUCCAAAUUUGUCUGAACUUGAAAUUGCAAUUGUCAAGUAACAUACCACGAAUGAACAUAUGAGGAGAGGUCGUGUCAUUUGUAACACCAGUCUCUGAACCUCAAAGGUAAAGGUUGGACUUAGAGGUCAAAGAUCAAAUUUGGGCAUAGAACAGUUUGUCCGGAUUAUCUGUAAUUCAUCAUGCAGUUUUAAAAUAACUUACCACAAAUGCCCCGUGUAACACCUUUAAUUUUAUGCUUUCUGAUGGUUUAUAAAGAAAUAACUGUUAAUUAAAACUGAUAAUUCACUGUUUCAAACAGUGAAAAUAUUUGUUUAUAUCAUGAAAUCAUUAUUUUAAUGUAAUUCUCCAGUUUAGAUACAAAAAUAAUCAUUUGUAAGCAUCAAAUGAAAAGAAAAAUUGUUUGAUUUGUUGGAAUAUCGAUUUUAUUUCAAUCAUGAUAAUAGGAAAGUGAUUUUAUGAUUACUCAUGAAUUUAAAUCAAUAUUCCACCAAAUCCAACAAAUAUUCUCCAUAUCUUUACCUCAAAGGUCAAAGUCUUAGUUUGAGGUCAAAUGUUUGCUUUGGCUAUAAAUCAUCCAAUCCAGACAGUAAACUUGUCAUGCAUCCUGCAAUUUAUAAAAAGCUUCCCACAUAUGACCACCAGGAAGAGAGAGAGAGAGUGCAAUGUAACAACCCUUUCCUUACCUCAAGGUCAUGGUCAAACUUAGAGGUUUCGUUUUUUUGCCAUAAAAUAUCUUUUCCUGACUUAAUCUUCAUUACUCAUCAUGCAAUUUUAAGAUUUUUUUUACCACACAUGAAAACCAUGUUGAGACUGUGUUUCAUCUGUAACAACCCUCUCACCAUCUUUAAAGUAAAGGAACACAUAAAGGUCAAAGGUUAAAUUUAAGAUACAAUGUUAAAUAAUUUACGGACAGUGUUUAAUAUGUGUUCAAAGGUCAAGGUAUCAUACCUGGUCAAAGGUCAAACAUGUGCAUUAUUCAGUUUGUUAAAUAAUUACAAGCAUAAAUGACAUUUGCUUGACAUGUUGCCGACAGGCAUCUAGUUGACAAUAUUAAUUAACCCAUUUAUGCCUAGUGGACUCUACCAUCCCUCUAAAUUGGAUCAAUUUAUUUCCAAAAUUAGGAAUGUCUAGUUUAUUGAUUUCUAUAUUUAAAAUAUUUCUUACAGAAUUUCCUUUAAGCAAACAGCGCAGACGCGGAUGAGACGCCGCAUCAUGCGGCGUCUCAUCCGGGUCUGCUCUGUUUGCCAAGGCCUUUUUUUCUAGACGCUAGGCAUACAUGGGUUAAAUGAAAUAUGCCAUGUAAAUAUUGAUAACUGUUCCUAUAAAUCCUUCCUUAUUAAGCCCUGUACAAUAUAAAGAAGCUGAUGUUGGAUAAUCAGCUGUAUAUUGCUGAUAAAUGUGUGUGUCGUCAUAAUGACGGGACUGUUGUAAGUACAUGUUUGUUAAUUUACUUACUUUCUGUUGUUUAUAUGCCUCUUACUUGAUAGUCAUAAUUGAAUGCUCUCAGCAAACGUGUUGCUUAAUAUGCCAUAAGCAACCUUGAUAACUGUAAAAUUUUCUGAAAAGCAAUUUUUGUGGUAUUAAAACCCCUUCUUUAUUCUUAUAUUUAAUUUUGAAGAUGGGUCAGUGAAUGUUGGUUUGCAUUUCAAAACAAUAUUAAAUGCCUUGUUUUCCUUGUUUAAAGGAUGGUAUGAAUGAAUUGUUUGUUGUGUUAGGCAUAAUAUGUCAACAAUUUCCAGUCAUUUACAAUCAGUCAACAUUCCAUUGUGUACAUGUAUUGUGGGGGGAAAUGUUUUCAGAAUUUCCGACAGUCAAAAUGAAUGAUCAAUGUCAUUUUUGUGUCUGUAAUUAUAUUAUAAGUACUCAUCUAUUAUGUCAACUUUGUAUUACUCUGCUGUUGCCAUAUUGCGUUCAACAAAAUAUAUAAAUUAUUUAAUAAAUCAUAUUAGUUUAUGUGCUCAAGAUAUCCAUGUAUAUAUUUAUUUAUAUCUUUUGAUAUAUUAUUGUGCCAUGAAAUAUGUUUUCGAUAUUAUUAAUUUAUGAAAAUUUACAUGUUUGGCACCUCAGUUACAUUUCAAAAUAAAACACCUCUCGUUUACUGUUCUUAUGUCACAUUGGAUAGAACUUUAUCACAUGCUAUACUUUGUGUUACCAUCUAAUACAACUAUCAUUAUGAUGUGUUUAUCUCAAUAAUGUGUAACAUAUGUUCGAUAGCUUUGGGAUGAUAAAUCAGUAUUUAAAAACAUAAUGUAUUUAGUUACUGUCUGUCACUUUGUGUUUUCUUGUUUAAACUGCAUGUACAUCUAUGCUUGUUUUGAACAUGUGCUUUGUGUAUAUAUUUUAUUUAAAAGAGUUAGCUAAAUUUAAUGUUAUUUACUGUGUAUAUAUACAGAGAUAGUCCCUGUUGUUUUUGCUUGUUUGUGUUUGGGUAUUCUCUUACAUACACUGCAAUGUGUAAUUUUUUGUAAAAAUUUGGGAUAAAAGUUGGUUGAAAUAAUU